This is a messenger RNA of Funneliformis mosseae, 1341 nucleotides long. The record is from the annotation of a GenBank genome assembly. Lineage: Eukaryota; Fungi; Glomeromycota; Glomeromycetes; Glomerales; Glomeraceae.
AUGCAUUUACAAGAUUUUUCCCUUGAAGUUUUGGUAAAUGGGAAACCUUUACCGGAAUACAAUCUUUCGGUUGAUGAAUCUGAUUUAAAUAGUACAUGUUUUUCUUAUGUUACGGAUCCAUCGUCACAAACAAAAAAAUGCAGCAACUUUACAACAUAUAUUCCAGUUAUAACACCAGGAGAACGUUAUACAAUAAGAACGGAAGCUAAACAAGCAAACUCUUCCAACAUUAUAAUUUCACGAUUAUAUAUAGAUGGACAAUUUGAUCAAGUACAAUUACUUCACCAACUUCAAACCUCAAGAAUAAGAUCAUACUUCAUUAAUCAUGAAAGGAAUAAAGUUUAUUUCUUUAAAUUCGCCAGCACAUCUCAAUUUGAUAAAAAAGAUGAUGGUGUUUUCAAAGUCCCUUUUCCAGUUAAAAAACAUUCAACAAAGCAAAUUCAAAAUGUAUACGGGAAACCUGGUACUAUUACCGUUUGUUUUUUCAAAGGUAUCAUUGUUGAUGAAAGUGCUUUACAAAAUAAACCAGAAUUCGAAGUUAAACAAGUGAAGAUUAAAGAUUCGGCUGAUAUUAAGAAUAAGGAUAUUGGUUUUACUACUGAUUUUGAUGCCAUGGAUGCGAAAAUUCAUCCUUCGACUGUAACAAAAAUUAUUGAUUUAAACCCCCUUGCUGUGUUACAUCUUCACUAUCGUUCUGGAGAUUGGCUGUCUAGUAGAGGAUUUUCUUUACCGAUUUUAUGUACCGACAAAGAAAAAAAUGAAAAGAUUGUAAAGUCGAAUACCAAUGAGGAUGAUAGUAAAUUUGCAAAUGAUUUUCAAGAAAUCAUUGUUGAACCAACCAAAAAUAUUGACGAGGUUUCAAAAGAAAUUCCAAUAAUCAUGAAGGUUGAAAACAAUAAAACUAAAUCUAAAAAAAUCGACAUAAUUCCAGAGAAAUCUCAAGACAUAAUGGAUAUCAAUGCUGAUCAAAUGAAAGAAGACAAAAUCAUAGAACAAGCAAAUAAAAUCGAUGAAACUCCAAUAUCUACAGAAGAACUCAUAGUAAUUGAAAACGAUAAUAUAGAAGAAGAAAAAAAGAUUGAUGAAAUUCCAAAAGUAUCAAAAGAAAUCAUGAAAAUUGAAAACACCAAUGUAGAACAAGCAAAAAAAAUUAACGAAAUUCCAAAGAUAUCACAAGAACUCAUGGAAAUUGAUAACAAUAUAGAACAAACAAAAAAAAUGGGUAAAACUCCAGAAGUAUCAAAUGAAAUCAUGAAAAUUGACAACACCAAUUUAGAAAAAACAAAACAAAUCGACGAAAUUCCUGAAAAAGCAAAUGGUUAUGCAACUACCGGUAGUUGA